UAAUUUUAUUUUUGGUUCUCUCCAUUGGAGUCAAUCAAAAUCAAUUUUAUUUUCCAAUUCAAGAUCUACAAAUAUCCAUCAUCAUCGUAUCAAAAUCAAUAGCCCAAUCAGUAAAAGAAGAAAUUCAAAUUUUAGGGUUUCUGAUUUCAUCUCAAUCUUCUCCAAUCUAUCCUCAAGACUUCACAUGCGCUCUUCUGUCAAUUGAUCGAAAGAAAUAAUGUAUAGCAAUUUCAAAGAGCAAGCCAUCGAGUAUGUUCGGCAAGCAGUACAAGAGGACAACGCUGGUAAUUAUGCAAAAGCAUUUCCUUUAUAUAUGAACGCACUUGAAUACUUCAAAACUCAUUUGAAAUAUGAAAAGAACCCUAAGAUUCGCGAAGCUAUAACCCAAAAAUUUACUGAGUAUCUUCGGCGAGCGGAGGAGAUCCGUGCAGUUCUGGAUGAAGGUGGGCCUGGGCCUGCUUCGAAUGGAGAUGCGGCUGUUGCUACACGGCCUAAGACUAAACCUAAAGAUGGAGAAGAUGGGGAGGAUCCCGAGCAAACGAAAUUGAGAGCUGGAUUAAAUUCUGCGAUUAUUAGAGAGAAGCCUAAUGUUAAUUGGAAUGAUGUGGCGGGGCUUGAAAGUGCUAAACAGGCUUUGCAGGAAGCUGUGAUUUUGCCUGUUAAGUUUCCUCAGUUUUUUACAGGGAAGAGACGACCAUGGAGGGCUUUUCUUUUGUAUGGGCCACCUGGAACUGGGAAAUCUUACUUAGCCAAGGCAGUUGCAACUGAAGCAGACUCUACAUUUUUCAGUAUUUCUUCAUCAGAUCUGGUUUCAAAGUGGAUGGGGGAGAGUGAAAAGCUUGUUUCAAAUCUUUUCCAAAUGGCACGUGAAAGUCAGCCUUCAAUUAUUUUUAUCGAUGAAAUAGAUUCCUUGUGUGGCCAACGCGGAGAAGGUAAUGAGAGUGAAGCUUCAAGACGUAUCAAGACAGAACUUCUUGUUCAGAUGCAGGGUGUAGGGAACAAUGACCAGAAAGUUCUUGUUCUUGCAGCAACAAACACUCCAUAUGCUCUAGAUCAGGCCAUCAGGCGACGUUUUGACAAGCGUAUAUAUAUUCCCCUCCCAGAUUUGAAGGCUCGGCAGCAUAUGUUCAAAGUGCAUCUUGGAGACACCCCUCAUAACUUGACUGAAAGUGAUUUUGAAAGCUUAGCUCGCAGGACUGAAGGCUUUUCGGGUUCAGAUAUUUCAGUUUGUGUGAAGGAUGUCCUCUUUGAGCCGGUUCGUAAAACCCAGGAUGCCAUGUUUUUUAUCAAGACUCCAAAUGAUAUGUGGGUACCUUGUGGACCAAAGCAACCAGGCGCUGUCCAAAUUUCCAUGCAGGAGCUAGCAGCACAAGGGCUUGCCGCCAAGAUCCUUCCGCCCCCCAUCACAAAAACAGAUUUUGAUAAGGUCCUUGCACGACAGAGGCCAACUGUCAGCAAAUCUGAUCUCGAGGUUCAUGAGAGAUUCACAAAGGAGUUUGGAGAGGAAGGUUAAUCAAUCAAUGUUGUGAAAUGAUCAAUCCACACCCGUGAGUUCACCUGCUAUGAUUUGUAUUUUAGUUAUUGCUGCUGGAUCCAAUGAGUUAUUUUACUUCAUCAAAAAGGGGAAGCUGACUUGACUUUCCCUUUGUAUUGAGCUGGAAAAACUGAAGUUGGAUACUCAUUAAAUUACUUGCUUGAAAUUGUGUAAAGAAGAGUUCUUAGAAAUAUCCUUGCAGAAUUGCCAACUAAUUAUCUUAUUUGCAAUGUUUUUUCUGGA
Molecule: messenger RNA, 1777 nt
Organism: Ricinus communis (castor bean)
Lineage: Eukaryota; Viridiplantae; Streptophyta; Magnoliopsida; Malpighiales; Euphorbiaceae
Product: protein SUPPRESSOR OF K(+) TRANSPORT GROWTH DEFECT 1
Exons: 8
Coding region: 218-1513 (431 amino acids)
Biological process (GO): vacuole organization; endosomal transport
Molecular function (GO): ATP hydrolysis activity; ATP binding
Source: RefSeq, a predicted model, not a curated record